Molecule: messenger RNA, 1354 nt
Organism: Benincasa hispida (wax gourd)
Lineage: Eukaryota; Viridiplantae; Streptophyta; Magnoliopsida; Cucurbitales; Cucurbitaceae
Product: adenylyl-sulfate kinase 3-like
Biological process (GO): sulfate assimilation
Molecular function (GO): adenylylsulfate kinase activity; ATP binding
Source: RefSeq, a predicted model, not a curated record
CCGGUCAUUAAUUAUUAUGGCGGACAAGAACAGGAGAGCCUCUCCGCCAUUCGACCAAUUAUGGCAUCCCAUUUUCCCUUGAUUUCAUCACUCGAUUUCUUUUUUAGUUUUUCUAUUUAUUUUUCUAUCAAUGGUGUUUCCCUUUUGAGAUGUGUGUGAAAUAUGGUUGCGAUUGGGGGAAUUUCGUUGCCGGGUUUUCUGCCGCCAUCGCUCCAUCACCAAUCCUUUUCGCCGUCGGCGAUUGGGUUCGCGAGGUUUCCAGAUAGGAUUAGCUUCAGAUCGUCGGUGGUUUGGCGGGAUGGGGUUGAGAAGAAGGAUUCGAGGGUGGUGAUUGUUAAUGGGAAGGUCGAUGGUUUGGGUAAGAGUGAAUGCGAGACUGAGUUUGAUACUACCUUGGGCAAUGGACAUGCUGGGAACUCGGGAAAAAAUCAUGGAGUGUUAUCCACAGUAGGAAAUUCUACCAAUAUCAAGUGGCAUGAAUGUUCAGUUGGAAAGAAUGAAAAACAGAGCCUUCUCAAACAGAAAGGUUGUGUCAUAUGGAUCACAGGUCUCAGUGGCUCAGGGAAGAGCACUGUGGCCUGUGCCUUGAGUCAAAGCUUAUACAAAAUGGGAAAGUUGGCGUAUAUUCUUGAUGGGGACAAUGUCAGGCAUGGGUUGAAUCGUGACCUCGGUUUUAAAGCAGAAGAUCGUGCUGAGAAUAUAAGGAGGGUCGGUGAGGUUGCAAAACUGUUUGCAGAUGCUGGAGUUAUUUGCAUUGCUAGUUUGAUAUCCCCAUAUCGAAGGGAUCGAGACGCCUGUCGUGCCAUUUUGCCUGAUGGAUACUUUAUCGAGGUGUUCAUGGAUGUUCCUCUUGAAGUUUGUGAAGCUAGAGAUGCAAAAGGACUGUAUAAGCUUGCACGGGCAGGGAAGAUCAAAGGCUUUACUGGUAUCGAUGAUCCAUAUGAAGUACCAUUGAAUUGUGAGAUAUUACUGAAACACAAUGGAGGUUCCCCAAGUGAGAUGGCAGGGAAAGUACUGAGUUACCUAGAGCAGAAGGGCUUCCUGCAGGCUUAACUCAAACUUUAUGCGAAAAGGGGCUUUUAACAACUGAAGUUUUGGUUGAAAUUUUUAUUCUAUUUUAGAGCAAAUCCACUUAACUUGCUUUUGGCUUUGUUUAUUUGUUUUGUGACAUCUAAUUUGCUUCUUCUUUGUCCACUUCUUUUCUGGAUACAGAUAGGAAUGAAGGUUUGGUGUAGAAUGUUGUCUGAAAAAGGUUGAUCUGUAUAAUGUAAUAUAGAGUUGUUUGAAACAGGGUUCAAUGUUUUAUACAAAAAGUAUAUCAGAUAUUUUUGAUGAAACCAUAAGUUAAUCUCAA